Molecule: messenger RNA, 1053 nt
Organism: Suillus discolor
Lineage: Eukaryota; Fungi; Basidiomycota; Agaricomycetes; Boletales; Suillaceae
Product: S-adenosyl-L-methionine-dependent methyltransferase
Exons: 5
Coding region: 1-1053 (350 amino acids)
Biological process (GO): ergosterol biosynthetic process
Cellular component (GO): endoplasmic reticulum
Molecular function (GO): sterol 24-C-methyltransferase activity
Source: RefSeq, a predicted model, not a curated record
AUGACUUCAACUCAGUAUUCCGACGGACGUCAAGAGAAGCGUGUUGAGAACUAUACCAAAUUCUGGCAAAAGGACUUUGGUAAGGAGGGUGAAACGGACAAUCAAAACCGUGUUGAGAGCUACACCGACGUUGUAAACGGCUACUACGAUGGUGCAACGGAGCUGUACGAGUAUGGCUGGGCACAGUCCUUCCACUUCUCGCGGUUCUACAAAGGCGAGGCUUUCGUAGCCUCUUUGGCCCGUCAUGAGCACUACCUCUCAGCACAAAUGGGACUUCGCUCUGGCAUGCGAGUACUGGACGUCGGGUGCGGCGUCGGUGGUCCUGCACGCGAGAUUGCACGCUUCGCUGACGUUAAUAUCGUCGGCUUGAACAACAACGAUUUCCAAAUUCAGCGUGCUCGGAAGUACACUAAGAAGGCUGGCCUUGAAAACCAAGUGAGCUUCGCCAAGGGUGAUUUCAUGAAACUGUCGGAACAGUUCGGAGAGAACUCGUUCGAUGCUGUGUACGCAAUUGAAGCCACUGUCCAUGCACCCACAUGGGAGGGUGUGUAUGGUGAAAUUAUGAAGGUUCUGAAGCCUGGAGGAGUGUUCGGUGUCUAUGAAUGGUGCAUGACUGACACGUGGGAUGCAUCCAUUCCUGCACACAAGGAACUUGCGCAUGCCAUCGAGUUUGGCAAUGGUAUCCCAGAAAUGCGUCCCUUGAAGCAAGCCCGCGAAGCUAUGGUCAAGGUUGGCUUCUCCAUUGAGCAUGAAGAGGAUCUCGCCGAACGCCCUGAUGAAGUUCCAUGGUAUUACCCACUGGAAGGCGAUAUAUGGAAGGCCCAGACUGCUUGGGAUUGCUUCACUGUUUGGCGGAUGAGCUGGAGUGGAAAGCUCGUUUCACACACCGCAAUCAAGUUCAUGGAGAUACUUGGUCUUCUGCCCAAGGGCACAUAUGAUGUUGGCGAAUCCCUCAAGGUCGCUGCCGAUGCACUUGUGAAGGGUGGCCAGACAAAACUGUUCACGCCCAUGUAUCUCGCAAUUUGCCGCAAGCCUGCAUUGUCUGAAAGCUAG